ACUCAGAACACAAAACAACAUAAAGGGUUAAAUAAAUCUAAAUUAUUUAAAGCUAAAUAAACACCACACAAAGGUAAAAAACAAAAAUAGGGUGGCAGUGGGAUUGCUGUAUCGAAAGUCAUAGUAUUGGGAUCUUCUCUUUUUUUUUUUAAAUUAUUAAAAUGCUAGAGAAGAGCAGCAAAGCCCAUUGUUUGGCUGUAAUGAAUCUAAUUAGCUGUUAAAGUAGAGGGCGAUGGUGUCGCAAUUUAAGCAAAAAUCAGUGUUAACUUACCACAAAAACAAAAAAACAAGCAACCCCUCCCCCUUUAAUUAUUUUAAAGGUAACAGUUGUUUACAAUGAGCCGUCUGUGAGUUGCCCGCUGGAUCGCAAACGAGAGAACUCCAAGGCAGAUGGUACCUUCACGGUUGUCGGAAUGUCUAGAAUUCCUUAUCGAGUAUGAAAACGCUCCAACUGAGUUAAUGUCCAAACGUGUUAUAUUAUACGCUGCUUUAAAAAAUUUGGAGCUUGUAUGUGUCAGAGAACCACUGUAAGAAUAGGGAAAACCCGCGGUGCUGUAGGAAAUGGCAGCAUACCAGAGAGCGGUAAUUAAAAAUGACUUGGAGGUCAUAAACCACCUUUACAAUUCACGAUACAACUUUGCAGCGAACCUAGUGUGGAAUGUGUGCUUUGCUUAAGUAGAAAAAAUGCAAAAUUGAAGCACGUAAAAGCCGAAAUAAAUUUUUUUAAACCGAUUAUUAAAGUUCCGAACAGUUUCGAAGGCAGCCGAAGGGGCGGGACUUUGCGUAAGCGUCCUCUGUUUCGAGUCCCUGAUAGGGAGGUAUGGAGGAACACGCUGGACACAAGCUGAGGCAAGCGUUUUAUUAGCGUUUCUCUGUUGACUUAGCCGGACUAAGUGCGACCAUGUCCGGUGGGUGGUGGAGCAGUGCCGCGGUGAGCCACGGGCUCAUGGCUCUGUUCGCCAUGGGUUCCUGGAUUUCUGUCAACAGUCUGUGGGUCGAGCUCCCGGUGAUUGUCGGCGUGCUGCCCGAAGGCUGGAACCUGCCUGCUUACCUCUCAGUGCUUAUAGCAUUUGGGAACCUGGGACCAAUAGCAGUGACCAUCACACACCACUGUGCGCCUGGGCGCUUAAACGAACGCCUCGCCAUCCACUGCAUCCAGAUACUGGCAGUGGUGGCGUCCGCUUUUCUGGCCGUCUUCUGGUGCCACACUGUCAUGGUGGCAGGAGAGCAGAGAUCCGUACCGUUCCUGGUCUUGACUUUCGUGUUAUCGUUUGUUUGCUGUACAUCCAACGUGACCUUUCUGCCUUUCAUGUUCCGGUACCCACCUCAGUAUAUCCGCACUUUCUUCAUUGGUCAGGGUUUCAGCGCCUUGUUCCCUUGUAUUGUGGCGUUGGGACAAGGUGUUGGCAAGCUGGAGUGUAAAAUUGUGAACGGCACAGUGCAACCAGAGUAUUUGAAAGAGAACUUUCCCGCCCAGAAUUUCUUCUGGUUCUUGUUUGUGAUGCUCUCAAUCUCUGCUCUGAGUUUCCUGGCUUUGACGCGAAGACCGUCAGAGUCAACGCAGGGUUCACAGCCACCGCCACCGCAGGAGUCUGACAGUGGUGCAGCAGCAAAGGAUGAAGAAGAGACGCACCGGCUGUACAACGGAGAGACGCCAGUGUCUGAGGAGCAGGUGCGGGUGGAGGAGCAGCCACCCGCUCAGACAUUUUGGACACCGCGAAACAUCUUCCUGCUUGUGCUGCUCGCCAUCUCCAACGCCCUCACCAAUGGAGUCCUCCCAUCUGUGCAGAGCUUCUCCUGCCUGCCCUAUGGCACCAUGACCUUCCACCUCUCUGUGGUCCUUGGAAACAUAGCGAAUCCCGUAGCGUGUUUUCUGGCCAUGUUCGUUGUCCUCAGGUCCUCUACACCUCUGGGAUUUUUGGCUUUGGUGGGUGGUGUAUUUGCUGCUUAUCUCAUGGCGUUAGCGGCCCUCAGCCCCUGCCCGCCGCUCCUAGGAAGCCAUGCUGGUGUGGCUUUAGUGGUAAUCUCCUGGAUUUUUUUCACUGGUGCCUUUUCCUAUCUGAAGGUGGUGAUCGGUACGUUGCUUCACGAGGCGGGUCACGCUGCCCUGCUGUGGUGCGGCAUCUCCAUCCAGGCCGGCUCUCUUAUCGGAGCUCUCGUCAUGUUUCCUCUGGUCAACAUCUACAACGUGUUUACCAGAGGCCAAGAAUGUGUCCAAGAAUGCAGUUAGCAGGAGUGAGAUGAGUGCAGUUUUUCUGUAAGCACACACGCCUCUCGUUCCUGCCCCAUGGGAAAUGGCCAAAUGAAUUCUGUUUUUGUGGUUCCUGAGAGAUGUAUUGUGUAUUUCUUACAGCUACUUCUUCUUGAGGAUCAUGUCUCACAUGAGGCAGCCUCUCCUGAUUCAGAGGUCUCAAGUCUGUGGAAGUAAAAACAUUCCCAAAUAAUGGGAGCAUUGUGUUGCAGGAUUGGCCAUGGGGGAUGUAAAAUGCAUAUGAUGCUGUAAAACCUUUAAAGUGCUUUGUGCUUUUUAUAAUGAACCUUUGUAGGUCAGGUUGUUUAUCGCAGCAGAGGAGCUGCUGAUGGACUUUUCCCAUCUCAGCUAUCACGUGAAAGGUUAUUUGCACUCAGACACAACAGCUAACUUGUUCGUCCUCAUGUACUGAUGCUGAACCGAAUGAUUCACUAACUACAUUCUUUCAAUGUAGAAAGGCAGCAUUAAUGUUUUAUUUUAUAUUCAGAUGUGUUGCUACCUCCUUUUUAUGCCAGGAAUUGAUUUUUUUUAAACAGAUUAUGAUUUUCUGUUAAGCUCCUCAUGAAAAUGGUAGAAUUUAUAUUGAAGUAGCUUUUUGCAGUCAGAUCCAUUCAGUUCUUGAUCUCUCGGCUGAACUGGGAACACCUUGGUGUUCUCCUGGGAAAGCUGGAGGCGGCGGCUGGGGAGAGGGAGGUCUGGGCUUCUCUGCUUAGGCUGCUGCCUCUGCAACCUGGCCCUGGAUAAGCGGAAGAAAUGGAUGGAUGGAAAGUUUUCUUUAGAUUUAAGUUUACUUGACAUUUGGGAUGUUAUCUUAAGGGAACGAUACAUGCCUGACAGUCACUAAUCAGUGAACAAGGAAUUUUAUUUCUAAGUCCUUAAAGUAAUGAUUUUGCGUCUUUGAUAUGCAGUUAAUGUAAUUUUACUAACCAUGCUGCUACCCAGCAUCAGCUUUAUUAAACUCUUCUGUUUACACAGGAAGAACAUCUGUUAAGCUGCCUUGAGGAUUUCGAUGUAAUACUGGGCUUUUUGUUUUAAUACCAAUGAAAUGUCAUUUGGUAAUUUCAAAUGGAUUGAAUUUUGCAUUUAUGGAUUUUGUUUUAUUUUGUUUUUUUCUUCUUUUUACGUUGUCUUGUAUAACAAUGUUAUGAAUAAAACUGUUCAUGGGUAAAA
Molecule: messenger RNA, 3421 nt
Organism: Haplochromis burtoni (Burton's mouthbrooder)
Lineage: Eukaryota; Metazoa; Chordata; Actinopteri; Cichliformes; Cichlidae
Gene: slc52a2
Product: solute carrier family 52 member 2
Exons: 4
Coding region: 902-2230 (442 amino acids)
Biological process (GO): riboflavin transport
Cellular component (GO): plasma membrane
Molecular function (GO): riboflavin transmembrane transporter activity
Source: RefSeq, a predicted model, not a curated record